Homarus americanus (American lobster) is the source of this 7259-nucleotide messenger RNA. RefSeq names its product mucin-5AC-like. Lineage: Eukaryota; Metazoa; Arthropoda; Malacostraca; Decapoda; Nephropidae. The transcript has 14 exons. The record is from RefSeq and is a predicted model, not a curated record. The annotation marks the transcript as partial.
UGCCGCCCUCCACCAGUGCCACCUUCACCAGUGCACCCUACCAGUGCCGCUUCCACCCUUCACCAGUGCACCCUUCACCAUUGCCGCCCUUCACCAGUUGCCAGGUGCCUCCACCAGUACCACCUCACCAGUGCCACCCUUCACCAGUGCCGCGCUUGUGCCGCACUUCGCCAGUGCCUUCACCAGUGCCACCCUUCCGCCAGUGCGCCCGCCCCGGUGCCCUUCCUGCAGUGCCACCCUCCACCAUGCCACCCCUUCACCAGUGCGCCCCUUCACCGGUGCCACCAGUGCCACCCUCCACCAGUGCCGCCCUUCACUUCAGGUACCACCCCAGCCAGUGCCCUUCACCAGUUCCCGCCUUCCAGCGUGCCUCCACCAGUGCCAUCUCCAUCUGUGCCGCCCUCACCAGUGCUUCACCCUUCACCAGUUGCCUUGCCACCACCCACUUCACCAGGUGCCGCCUCCACCAGUGCCCUUCACCAGUGCCUUCACCAGUGCACUCCACCAGUACUGCCCCUCCACACCAGUGCCUCCGCCCAGUACCACCCUCCGCGUGCCUCACCAGUGCCACCUCCACCAGUGCCCUUCACCAGUACCCACACCCUUCACCAGUACCGCCUCCACCAGUACCGCCUUCACCAGUACCACCUCUUCAAUUCUUGCGCCCUUCACCAGUACUCCUCACCGUACCUCCUCCCAUUAUCAACCUUCACGGUGCCUUUACUGGUGCCGCACUCCACCAAAUUGUGCCGCCCUCACUACCGCUACUACAGUGCUUGCCCUCACCGUGCCACCUUUCACCAGUGGCACCCCUUCACCAGUACCUCCAUGUACCAGCCUUCACCAGUGCCUUACCGCCGGUUACCUCACCAGUACCACCCCUUCACCAGUUCCACUUCACCAGUGCCGCCUUCCACCAGUGCCUUCUUGGUGCACCAUUGUGCCUCCGGUGCCUUCACCAGUACCCACCCUCCACCAGUACCUUCCCUCCGCCGGUGCCGCCUUCACCAGUACCCACUUCACGCACCCUCAGCAGUGCCACCCUCACCAGUGCCGCCUCUUCCAGUACCACCCCUUCACCCAGUGCCUCACCCCAGUGCCACUCUUCACCAGUGCCACGCUUCACCAGUGCCACCUUCACCAGUGCCGCCUCACAGUGCCACCCCUUCGCCGGUGCCCUCGCCCAGUGCCUCCACCGUGCCUCCACUCACCCUCCGCCCGUGCCCUUCACCAGUGCCUUACGUGCCACCUCCACCGUGCAGGUGCCCUUCACCAGUGCCAUCCUAAACCGCCUCUCCACCAGUACUUCCCUUCCGCCAGUUGCCACUUUACCAGUGCCGCCUCCACCGAACAUCCUUCACCCAGUUCGCCACUCCUCCGUUACACCGCCCACUAGUUCCUCCGCCCCAGUGCUGCCCUCCACCAGUGCCACACCCAGGUUACCACCUCUGCCAGUACCAUCCACUGUACUUGGCCCACCCAGUGCUUGCCUUCACCAGUGCCUUCUUAGUGCCUCGCCGUGCCCUCCACCAGUGCCACCCUUCCAGUGCCACCCUCCACCGGUUCCACCUCCACCAGUACCCUCCACUGGUGCCUCACCAGUGCCCACUCCACCAGUGCCACCCUUCACCAGUGCCACUUCCCACUCACCACAGUGCCGCCCUCCACCAGUGCCACCUCCACCAAUGCCAUGCCACCAGUGCCUCACCACACCACCCUUCACCAGUACCGCCCUCACUGUGCCGCUACCGGUGCCGCCCUCCACGGUGCCGCCCUCCCACCAGUUUCACCCUCCACCAGUGCGCCUUCACCAGUACCCUUCCACCAGUGCCACCCUUCACCAGGUGCCUUCACCAAAUUCUCUCCGCAGGGUACCUCCUUCACCAGGUACCACCUUCACCAGUGCCGCCUCACCAGUGCCCACGCCACCGUUCCUUCCACCAGUGCGCCCUUCCAUGGUGCCACCCUUCACCAGUACCAUCCAUUGCCGGUACCCCUCCACCAGUGCCACGCCCUUCAUCAGGUGCCUCCACUGGUGCUUAACUGUGCCACCUCAUAGUGCCUCCAGUUGCCAGUGCCACCCUUCACCAGUGCCGCUCUUCACCGUUCCUACCCUCACCAGUAUAUUGCCAGUGCCUUCACCAGUGCCGCCCUUCACCAGUGCCACCCUCACCAGUACCACCUCACCGGUGCAUCUUCACCAGUACCGCCCUCCACCAGGUACUUCACCUUCACCCGCUACCGGGUGCCGCCUCACCAGUGCGACGCUACUGGGUACCUCACAGUACCACCCUUACCAGUGCCACCCUUCACCAGUGCCCUUCACCAGGUACCCUUCACCAGUGCCACCCUCACCAGUGCCACCUCCACCAGUUGCCGCCUUCACCAGUGCCUCACUCAGUGCCACCCUUAAGUUCUGCACCCUUCACCAGUGCCACCUUCACCAGUGCCACCUCCCGCCAGUGCCACCCUUCGCAGUGCCGCCCUUCACGCCGGUGCCUUCACAGUGCCACGCUACCGGUGCCUCACCAGUGCCACCCUUCACCAGUGCCGCACUUCACCAGUGCCGUGCCCUUCCACAGUGCCACCUUCACCAGUGCCACCCUUCACCAGUGCCGCCUUCACCGGUGCCACCCUUCACCAGUGCACCUUCACCGUGCGCCCUUCACCAGUGCCACCUCCUGGUGCCACCUUCACCAGUGCGCCCUUCACCAGUGCCUUCACGCCCAGUUAUACCCUUCACAAGUCUUGCGCCCUCACCAGUGACCACCCUUGCAUGUGCCACCACCAUGUGCCGCCCAGGUGCCUUCCCAGUGCCUUACCCGUGCCUUGCCGUGCGCUUUGCCUUUGCCAAUUACCACCUCGCGGUGCCCACCCUUCACUGCUGUGCCAGGCCCUCCACCAGUUACCACCCCUCCACAGUGCCACCUUCACCAGUGCCGCCUUCCACCAGUGCCACCCCUCCUGGUGCCCCACUAAGCGUGCCUUACUUGUUACGCCUCCACCGUGCCACCAGUGCAGCCUCUCCGCCAGUGCCAGCCACCAGGUUACCCACCUUCACCAGUGGCCCUUUCCACAGUUACCACCUUCCACCAGUGGCACUUCACCAGUGCCGCCCUUCCACCAGUGCGCUAACCGUGACACUCACAGGUUGCCUCACCAGUGCCUUUGCGCUAGGUGCCCUUCAAGGUGCACUUGCUGGUGCCGCCCCCCGUGCGCCUCCACCAGUGCCGCCCUCACCAGUGCCACCUUCACCAGUGCCGCCUCACUGGUGCCACUCACCAGUGCCGCCCUCCACCAGUGCCACCCCUUCAAGAUUCGCGCCCUCCACCAGUGCCCUCCACCAGUGCCACCUUCACCAGAGUACCGCCUUCUCACCAGUGCCGCUGUGUGACAAGACUCACCAGAAGGUGACGGAUUCUUUGAUGGGCGGGACAGGGCGUGGUGCUGGCCUGCCGUUAUCAGACUCUGGUGAGGCUCCAUCCCCUGUUGAGAGCCGGGUGGCAGUGCUGGCAUUGGUGGGUCGCUUGUCCCGUCAGGUCUGGUCCAGGGUUGUUUGCCCAGUGCGCCCUCCAUCAGUUGCCCAUUCACCAGUGCCGCCCUCCAUCAGUGCUGCCCUUAGCAGUGCUGCCCUCCAUGAGGCCGCUUCACCAGUGCUGCCUACUCCAGCUGUUUACCCCUAUCAGGUGCCCUCCACCAGUGCCACCUUCCCCAGUGCCGCCCUCCAUCAGUGCGGCCUCCACCGUGCCUUCCCAGUGCCACCUCCAUCAGUGCAGCCUCCACCGUGCGCCGCUACCAGUGCUGCCUUCACCAGUGCCACCUUCCCCAGUGCCGCCCUCCGCUGGUGCCCUUUUCCGUCGGUGCCUUCACCAGUGCCCUUCACCAGUUUUGCAGGUUGCACCCACUCCAUCAGUGCGCCCUCCACUAGGUACCACCCUCCAUCAGUGACCUCACAGUGCCGCGCCCCCCCCAAUGCCACCGCAAAAAGUAAGUGCGCCCUCCACCAGUGCCACCAGUGCCGCCAUCCAUCGAGCGCUACUACGCUACCAGUGCCGCCCUCCACCAGUAGCGCACUCCAUCAAUUGCGCACUAGUGCCACCUCCGCCAGUGCAGCCCUCCACCAGUGCCACCUCCCCAGUGCCCACCCUCCAUCAGUACCGCCACUCCACCAGUACACCUUUACCCGAACGCCUCCAUCAAUUACCGCGCCCCAGUACCGCCUCCCAUCAGAUGCCGCCCUCCACCGCCUCCAUCAAUUUGGCCUCCACCAGUGCCACCUUCACAGGUGCCACCUCCAUCAGUGCAGCCCCUCCACCAGAGCGCCACGCUUCCCCAGGUGCCUCAUCAGUGCGACUCACCCGUGCCACCUUCACCAGUGCCCUCCAUCAGUGCAGCCACUCCACUUCAGUGCCACUUCACAGUGCCGCCCUCCGCUAAUUGCCACCCUCCAUCAGUGCAGCCCUCCACCAGUGCCCGCCUUCCCCAGUGCCGCUUCCCCAGUGCCACUUUCCAUCAGUGCAACCUUCCACCAGUGCCACUUCCCCGGUGCCGCCUCCAUCGGUGCAGCCUCCACCAGUGCCACUUCCCCAGUGCACCCUCCAUCAAUUUGCAUUUUCAGUGCUGCACUUCCCACAGUGCCGCCCUCCGUCAGGUGCCACCACUCCAUCAGUGCCGCCCUACAUCGGUGCCGCCUUCACCAGUUGCCGCCCUCCACUGGUGCACCCUCCAUCAGUGCAUCCCUCCAUCGGUGCCGCCUCCACCAGUGCCACCUCCAUCAGUGCGCACUCACAGUGCCACCCCGCUGCAGUGCCACCUCCAUCAGUGCAGCCUCCACCAGUGCCGCUUGCCCCAGUGCCAUCAUCGGUGCCUCAUCCAGUGCCGCCCUCUCACAAGUGCCGCCUUCACCAGUGCCACCCUCCAUCGGUGCCGCCCUCACAGGUGCUGCCUCCACCAGUGCCAACCCUCCAUUGUGCCCUUCUCCAUCGGUGCCGCUUUUCCAUCGGUGCCGCCCUCCACUAGUGCCGCCUCCACCGGUGCCCUCAUCAGUUGCCACCCUCAUCAGCGCCGCCCUCAUCAGUGCGCCCUCCACAGUGCACGCUUCCACCAGUGCCGCCACUCCACCAGUGCCGCUCCACCAGUGCGCUCGCGUGCCGCCCUCAUCCGUGCCGCCUCCACCAGUGCCGCCUCCACCAGUGCCUUGUGCCUUCACCAGUGCCGCCCUCCACCAUUGCCACCUCCACAGUGCCGCCUCCACCGUGCCACCUUCCACCGGUGCCGCCCUCACCAUUGCAGCCCUCACAGUGCCACCCUCAUCAGUUCCACCCUCCAUCAGUGCCUCCACCGGUGCCGGCCUCCACCAGUGCCGCGCUUCCAGUGCCGCGCUUCCACCAGUGCAGCCUCAACCAGUGUCACCUUCCGCCAGUGCGCCCUCCACCAGUGCGCCUCACCAGUGCCACACUCACCAGUGCCGCCCUCACCAGUUGCAGCCUCACAGUGUCACCCCUCCUCAGUGCCGCCUCCACCAGUGCAUGCCUCAGCUGGUGCCGCCCACCAGUGCAGCCCUCCGCCAGUGCCACCUCAUCGGUGGCCUCCACCAGUGCGCUUUCCGCAGGUGCCGCCCUCCAUCGGUGACCUCCCUGUGCCACCUUCCAUCAGGUGCCUCUUUGAAGUGCCGCUUCAUCGGUGCCGCCUUCGGUUACGCCUCCACCGGCCCCUCCUCCAGUGCCGGGUUCCACCAGUGCUUCCCCACCAGUGCCGCCCUCCAUCCAGUGACGCCUCCACCGGUUGCCCUCAGUGCUGCCCUCACCAGUGCCACCUUCCACCGGUGCCGCCUCCAUCAGUUGCAGCCCUCCACCAGUGCCACCUUCACCAGUGCCACCUGUGCCACCCUCCAUGGUGGCCCUCCACCAGUGCCACCUUCCACCAGUGCCACCCCUCAUGGUGCGGCCUCUCCCGGUGCCGCCUCCAUCAGUGCCGCCUCCACCGUUGCCCUUCAGUGGUUGCAACCUCCACCAGUGCCACUUCCACCGGUGCCACCUCCACCAGUUACACCUUCCCCAGUGCCGCCUCCUGUGCCGCUCCACUCAGCCAGUGCCACCUUCACCGGUGCCGCUCCACCAGUGCCGCCCUCCGCGGUGCCACGCUACCAGUGCCGCGCCUCCACUUCGGUGCGGCCUCCACCAGUGCCUGCCCGUGCAACCCUCCAUCCAGUGCAGCCUCCACAGUGCCACCCAUGGCAUGCCCUCCACCUGUGCCACCUUCCACUAGUGCCGCCUCCACUAGUGCCGCCCUCCACCAGUUCCACCCUCAACAGUGCCGCCCUUCACCAAAGCAGCAGCAGGGGCAGCGGGCGCCACAGCGCGUGCUCAACAAGGUUGUUGUCGGUGUACAGAGGCGAGACAAGGUUGUAUUCAAGAGUUGUGGAAGCUGACUCAGGUUGUGAUACACGACAGGUUGUAGGUGUUGUUCAAGUGGGUAGCCUUCGUGGCACUGUUUCAGAUCGUGGUGCACAGUACCAGUGGCGUCCUCGUGGCACUGUGCUGGUAACGUCCUCGUGGUCUUUGCCGGCGUCUCGUGGCACUGUAUGCGUCCUCGUGGCUGUGCUGGUAUCGGUGGCACUGGCUGGUAUCGUCGUGGCACUGUGGUAUCGUCCUGGUUGGCUGUGCGUGGCACUGUGGAUCUCGUGGUACUUUGCUGCGUAUCGUCCUCGUGGCACUGUGCUGGUAACGUCCUCGUGGCGCUACCGCCGUCGAGAUCCUCGUGGUGCUGUUACCUGUAGCGUCCUCGUUGGCACUGUAGCAGUCCUCGUGGCACUGUGCGUAACGUCUCGAACAGCUGAUCCUCGUUGGCACUGUACUGUCCCUCGGCACUGUGCUAAUGUAACGUCCUCGUGGCCGCUGGUAAUUCCUCGUGGUACUGUGCCUAGCGUCCUCGUGGCACUGUACACAUCCUCGGCACUGGAACCCUUCCAAAGGCCUCCGAGCCUCAAAGGCCUCAGACCCCUCCAAAUGCCUCCAGACCCCUCCAAAGGCCUCCAGACCCUCAAGACCUCCACCCCUCCAAAGACCUCCAGACCCCUCCAAAGACCUCCAGACCCCUCCAAAGACUCCAGACCCCUCCAGCCUCCAGCCCCUCCAAAGACCUCCAGACCCUCCAAAGGCCUCCAGACCCCUCCAAAGACCUCCAGACCCUCAAGGCCUCCAGACCCCUCCAGGCAUCCAGAACCCUCCAAGGCCUCCAGACCCUCAAUUAUCCAGUAA